AUGUUUUACAAAAGAUUAAUUGAUCCUGGAGAAUGCGUUGGAAAUUUAACACGAAGAAAUCAUCCAUCAACCGACCCUUUAGGUUGUUAUACAUUUAAUACAACCUUUGGCAUAGAUACUCUAGCUGGUCUUACGAGUAUAAAUUUUCCUGACCCAUACAAGGAUCGGGAUCAAACUUUAAUGGACCCAGGACUCUGUAUAAUUCAUUGUGCUGAUUAUCUUUUUAAAUAUGCAGCACUAACACAUGGAAAUGAUUGUAGAUGUGGUAAUAACACUGGUUUAGAUGCUUACGUUAAAUUAACUGAUAAUAAUGUAAUUAAUACAACUUGUAAUAUCACUUGCGUCGGUAAUUCAAGUUAUAUAUGUGGUGGAAAAGAUGGCUAUACUGUUUAUAACGCAUUAACGGCUAUUUCAAGUUAUAGAGUACCUAAUAUAACUACCAGCCAAAAACUUGAAAUAAUUAAUGACCUUCGCCUUAAUAAAGAUGUAGGAUAUAAAGGAUGUUAUAAGGAAAGUCCUUAUUGUAAUAAAAGAUUUUUAAAUGGUACAUCAGAGGAACCUUCCGGAAUGACAAUUGAAGAGUGUUUAAAAUUUUGCGGAGGAAAUAAUUUUAAGUAUGCAGGACUUGAGAUAGGGUCGCAGUGUUUUUGCGAUGAUGAUUUUAAAAGCCUAACCAGACUUUCCAUAGAAGAAUGUAGUUCUAGUUGUGAAGGUGGCCUUUCAGAUGGUCAAAUAACUUGUAUUGUUGGCAUUGUCGGUAUUGUUUUAAUUUCAGCAUUAAUAGUUUUGUAUGUAAAAAGGAAAUUUUCAUCUCAAAGUUCGGAUACUAGUUCAGGUACUAAUUCAGAUGACGAUACAAAUGGCCCAGAUACUAAUUUAGAAAACGGUACAAAUGAUCCAGUUACUAAUUUCGAUAACGGUACAAAUGAUCCAGUUACUAAUUUCGAUAACGGUACAAAUGAUCCAGUUACCAAUUUCGAUACAAAUGAUCCAGUUACUAAUUUCGAUAACGGUACAAAUGAUCCAGUUACCAAUUUCGAUAACGGUACAAAUGAUCCAGUUACUGAUUUCGAUAACGGUACAAAUGGCUCAGAUACUAACUCAGAUCACCACCCUAAUGAUUUACAUUCAUUAUUCUGA
Messenger RNA from Racocetra persica, 1140 nucleotides. The record is from the annotation of a GenBank genome assembly. Lineage: Eukaryota; Fungi; Glomeromycota; Glomeromycetes; Diversisporales; Gigasporaceae.